GUGUAACAACCACAACAAGGCUCAUUCAUCAUGGCCGCUCUUGCUCGUGCCCUCCCAGUCCCGAUCCACACCGUCGUGGAGGAGGUCGACGAAGGCCCGAUCCUCCCGGCUGUCCCCCAGGUCGUCAUUCCUGCCUAUGGCAAGCGCAAGGGAUGGAAGCCGAAGGCGCAGGCCGACUUUGGCGGCGGUGGAGCGUACCCCGAGUGCCAUGUCGCCCAGUACCCUCUCGACAUGGGCCGCAAGAAGGCCGCGCCUGGCACAACCGUCGCGCUGCAAGUCGACGCGGACGGCAAGGUGCGCUACGACGCUAUUGCCCAGCAGGGUCGUGCGCCUGGCUCCAAGGUCCAGUCGAGCUUCAAGGACCUUGUUCCCCUGGCCAACCGCACCGACGUCACGGACGAGGACCGUGAGAUGGUGCGCCCUGACGGCGCGGCUGUCAACGACACGACCGAGAGGACGAGGCAGGCGCUGGAGCGCAUCACCCACGGCAAGAUCAAGGCUGCACAGCCAAAGCAUGUGCCAAAGGGCAACAAUGACGCCUCGUACAUUCGCUACACGCCAGCAAACCAAGGCGCCGACGAGAGCAAGCAGAGGAUCAUCAAGUUGACCGAGGUGCAGGAGGACCCCCUGGAGCCCGCCCGCUUCAAGCACAAGAAGAUUCCCCGCGGCCCGGCUGAGCCUCCUCCCCCAGUCAUGCACUCGCCCCCUCGUGCUGCUACGGCUCAGGACCAGAAGGACUGGAUGAUCCCUCCUUGUAUCUCCAACUGGAAGAACAACAAGGGUUACACUAUCCCUCUGGACAAGCGUCUCGCCGCCGACGGCCGUGGCCUGCAGGACGUGCACAUCAACGACAACUUUGCCAAGUUCUCCGAGGCUCUCUACGUCGCCGACCGCCACGCGCGUGACGAAGUCCGCGCUCGUGCGCAGAUGCAGCAGCUCCUGGCCCAGAAGGAGAAGACGCAGAAGGAGGACAACCUGCGUCUGCUCGCCCAGAAGGCUCGCGAGGAGCGUACCGGCGGACCUUCCAACGCCAUCGCGUCUGGAUCCAGCCGGGCCGCCGCCUCUGUCGGCACUGUUCUGGGCGGCUACGCCAGCUCGGACGACAACGACAGCGAGGACGACGAGUCUGAGUCUGAGGCCGAGAAGGAGGACGACGCGGCGAUCGCUGAGCGUGAGGCUGUCCGUGCCGAGAAGCGUCGUGAGCGCGAGAAGGAGAUGCGCAUGUCCAACAUGGGCUCUGAGCAGCGCGCCAAGAUGAUCGCCAAGGAGCAGAACCGCGACAUUUCCGAGAAGAUUGCGCUUGGUCUGGCCAAGCCAAGCGCGUCCAAGGAGACGCUGCUCGACUCGCGUCUGUUCAACCGCGAGGCCCUGUCGACUGGAUUUGGUGGCGACGACAGCUACAACCUUUACGACAAGCCUCUGUUCCACGGCUCGAGUGCUGCUGCUGCCAUCUACCGGCCGCGCGGCAACAAUGCUGGCAACGACGACUCUUUUGGUGGUGGUACCGAGGACGGCAUCCGAGAGGAGAUGUCUAAGGACCGGUUCCAGCUCGGCAACGCGACGCGUGGAUUCGAGGGCGCCGACAAGGCCGAGGCGAGCUCUGGACCAGUACAGUUCGAGAAGGACGUUGUCGUGUCGCUCGACGGGGCGUCUGAUCCGUUUGGUGUCGAGAAGUUCCUCGACCAGGCCAAGCGUGGCGGCAAGCGCGUGGCAGAUCAAGGGGACGAGGCCCGUAAGAGGCAUCGGGAUGAGUAGGGCAGGCAGUGGCAUAGAGAGCAUAGUGUUUUGUGUACGUUUCCGACGAGCAGCGGUCCAUCAGCCCCGACAUGUAUUGCGUAU
This is a messenger RNA of Vanrija pseudolonga, 1839 nucleotides long. It is a transcript of the gene PRP45, whose product is annotated as Pre-mRNA-processing protein 45. NCBI's taxonomy places the organism in Eukaryota, Fungi, Basidiomycota, Tremellomycetes, Trichosporonales, Trichosporonaceae. Gene Ontology annotation, cellular component: spliceosomal complex. Gene Ontology annotation, biological process: mRNA splicing, via spliceosome. The record is from RefSeq and is a predicted model, not a curated record. Bases 31 to 1755 code for a protein of 574 amino acids. The transcript has 5 exons.